CCCACUGUCUCCAUCUCCCCCACCAAGCUGGAUCCUGCUUCCCCCCACACCAUCCUCCUCUGCAUCGUGAGGGGCUUCUACCCUGUGGAGAUCGAGGUCCGGUGGCUGAAGAACGGGCGCCUGGAGGAGGAGGGCGUAGCCUUUGGGGAGGAGCUGCAGAACGGAGACUGGACCUACCAGCUCCAGGUGAUGCUGGAGACCCAGCCCCAGCUGGGGGACGUCUACACCUGCCAGGUGGAGCACAUCAGCCUGGAGGCCCCCAUCACCGUCCAGUGGGAGCCCCGAUCCUCUAAAUCUGCCAGGAGCAAACUCUGGACGGGGAUCGUGGCAGCCGUGAUCGGGGUGAUCUUCUUUGCCAUGGGGCUCUCCCUCUACCUGAAGAGCAAGACAGGUGAGCAACUCCCAUCCAGCCUCCUGAAG
This is a messenger RNA of Protobothrops mucrosquamatus (brown spotted pit viper), 420 nucleotides long. Its product is annotated as DLA class II histocompatibility antigen, DR-1 beta chain-like. NCBI's taxonomy places the organism in Eukaryota, Metazoa, Chordata, Lepidosauria, Squamata, Viperidae. The transcript is spliced from 3 exons. The annotation marks the transcript as partial. Gene Ontology annotation, biological process: immunoglobulin production involved in immunoglobulin-mediated immune response; antigen processing and presentation of exogenous peptide antigen via MHC class II; peptide antigen assembly with MHC class II protein complex. Gene Ontology annotation, molecular function: MHC class II protein complex binding. The record is from RefSeq and is a predicted model, not a curated record. Gene Ontology annotation, cellular component: MHC class II protein complex.